Messenger RNA from Lottia gigantea (owl limpet), 960 nucleotides. RefSeq lists its product as hypothetical. Gene Ontology annotation, biological process: DNA replication. NCBI's taxonomy places the organism in Eukaryota, Metazoa, Mollusca, Gastropoda, Lottiidae. The record is from RefSeq and is a predicted model, not a curated record. The coding region runs from base 1 to 960 and encodes 319 amino acids. The transcript has a single exon. Gene Ontology annotation, molecular function: DNA-directed DNA polymerase activity; DNA binding; nucleotide binding.
AUGGUUUCUGAUAUUCAAGAAAUAGUGAAAGCCGGUGGACGAAUUAUUAGAAUAUUAGAUGGUAUAGUUUACGAAGAAAAUUUUAAAACUCCACCCUAUAGAGAUUAUAUUUUAAUUUUGAGAGAUCUAAGAAAUAAAUAUAAACGAGAAGGUAAUAUCGUGGGUAGUAAUUGCAUGAAAUUAUUAGGUAAUUCCUUGUAUGGUAAAUCAAUUCAGAAAGAUAUAUUCACAACUAGACAUUUAUGGAAUGAAGCAACUUUACAGGCCAACUUUGAUUCACGCGUUAAAACCUAUGAGAAAAUUAAUGAUACUCAAUAUAUUGUUGAAACAGAAAUUGAAGAAAAAGAGAUUACUACCGAAGAUAGUAAAUCUACACGACUAACACCUAGUCAUUUGGGAUCAUUCGUUUUAUCUCACAGUAAAAAAAUAAUGAACAAUUUCAUUCACGUCAUAAAUGGAUUUUAUAAACCCGAAAUAUACUAUACCGACACCGAUAGUUUGUACAUUUCAUCCAAAAAUUGGAAAAAACUAAACAGAGCUGGUUUGGUCUCCGAAAAAGACAAAGGUAAAAACGAUUACGGUGACGGUGGAAUUAUAUUUGGUUUAUAUUUAGCACCAAAAGUCAAAUACAACAUCGUUUUGACUUCUGAUGGUGUUUUAAAAGAAAAGAAAACGUUCAAAGGUUAUUCUAAUGAUAAGAUAAGUGUAGAAGAUUACGUUCAGUUAGCAAGCGGACAUGAUGUGUCGAACGAAUUUAAUAAACCAUGGGAAAAAAGUUUCACCAAUGGAGUAGUUAUUCCAAAUGAUAAACAAACUAAAGUUUUUAGAAGUUAUUUGAAUAAUGUUAAAAGAAAACCACCAAACAACGACAAAGAUGAGUAUAGUUUUCAUGAAAACUAUGAAUUUGAUGAUUUCGAUUAUCUUACUAUUCAAGAAGAGAAUGAAGAUUGUUUUAAAUGA